Oppiella nova is the source of this 393-nucleotide messenger RNA. Lineage: Eukaryota; Metazoa; Arthropoda; Arachnida; Sarcoptiformes; Oppiidae. The record is from the annotation of a GenBank genome assembly.
GAAAACGAUAAGAACAUCAUAUCUCCGGUUGGCUUCUCAUCCCUAUCACAGGACACGAAAGGUCUAUUGAUUGGCAAAAAUCUAUUCAAUUUGCAACAACUGUGCGGAACAAACGUGUUGUUGGACUUCAUAAUGUCUUUAUCGACAAUCAAACCGUUCAUACAGUUAGUUCACGCGACAGAAGAAGGCGCGCCCUUAAAGCUGCCGACCUCUGGACCGGACACCCAUAUACUGCACACUUGCAAAAUGAUCAUCAAGGACUACGACAUCAUUUGGCGCAUACUAUCGCUGCCAAUACUGGAACCGUUAACCGAAGAGCGUCUCUCGAAAGUGAUUACAAUAAUCCACGCGUGUCUCUACGUGUCGCUAACGCUCACCGCCUCCAACACACUG